UUCAUGUCUGUUCAUUAUUUUAGAUUUUUUUAAUCCAUUUUAUUUUCUUUUUUCUGUUGAUUUUAUCAUCGAUUUUGAAUAUUGAAGGUUAGUUAUUGUAUUCGACGUGAUUGAUUUUCAAUUAGGUUUUUGAUUGAUGAUUUAUUCUUUUUGAUUUGUUUUUAUCGUUUUUGAUUAUUUUUUUGAGUGAUUUAUGUCAGCUUGAUUAAAUUCUGAUCAAUUUCGUCCGCACUUUAAUUUUUUGAUGCUGUUUGAUUGCUGCCUCAUGGAAUUUAAUUUACAUAGUUAUUUACUCGCUACUUGUAAUUCUUUCAUAAUUUAAUUGAUUCAUAAUGUAAUCUUUGUUUUAUUUUAGUUGUUAUUAAAGUUAAAAGUAGAAACAGUUUAUUUAUAUUAUACUUGUGGACCUAAUAGUUGAAUUAGUAAUCAUUAUUAUUUGAAUGUGUAGUUUUAUAUUUUGGAGCAUAUCGCUUGUAUUCAAUUAAUUCCUUUUUUGUGAACAUUUAUGUUACAUAUGUAAGGCUUACGGAGUAGUUUAAUGUUUGAUCACUGUGGCAGAUGAUAGUUACAUAUGUAAGGCUUACGGAGUUGUUUAAUGUUUGAUCACUGUGGCAGAUGAUAACUACAUAUGUAAGGUUUACGGAUUAGUUUAAUGUUUGAUCACUGUGGCAGAUGAUAAUUACAUAUUUAAGGCUUGCGGUACUAGUUUAAUGUUUGAUAACUGUGGCAGAGGAUUAUUUCAUAUGUAAGGCUUACGGAGAAAUUUAAUGUAUGAUCACUGUGGCAGAUAGUAAAUUUUUGGUUACUCCUUUCUGUGUUCUAUUCCUAAGAGAAUUAGAAUGUUAGGUGUGAUUUCACUUUGAUUGUGGUUGGUAAACUAUAAAAUACUUAUCUUUGAUUGAAGGCAAGUUGCUUCAAAGGGCAUUUCAAAGGAAAAGGUGAAUAUUUGUUUUCUAUGGGAUGAGAAAAUGCUGCUGGACAUUUAAAUUGUUGAGAUAGGGAAGGAAGGUGAUAAGGACGCUGUUUUUAUGUUUGUUGGGAAAAAAUAGUCUUCCCGUAUAUUUUGCUGAGGAUUUGUUUUUGGUCAAGGUUUGAUACUUCAGACUUGAAGGAAGAUUUUGUCUUGAAAUGCUACAUACUGUUUUGUUGAUCUAACGUACAAAGAUGACUACUGAAGAGCAAGAUCAAGAUGUCAUCCGGUGGGGUUUGAAUCUUCUUGAUUUUGGACCUUUGUUCAAUAGUACGUACGGUGGGGAUUAUAAUACAGAAGAUGGGAGCAGUUACCAUCAACAAUAUAUGAGAGAGUACAAUUAUGAUACAGCGUGUAAUUCCCACUGUAACUAUGUAGAAAGUGAUGCAAUACUUGCACAUAGUCUACAAGAAGAAUUCUCACGAUUAGAAGUUGAUAAUGCAGCUCAAUCUUCGCAUGCAGAACAACAGCAGUUUCAUUCAUCAAAUGUUUCAUCAGAUUGGCUUAUACCAUCUUCUGCCAAUUACUGUCCUGCUCUUGAGAAUUCCCAGGAGGCAGAUGAUACAGGACACUCAAGCUCAUGUUCCAGUCCAGGAGAAAGGUCCAAUGAUGGUGAAGACUAUUCGUAUUCUCUUGAAUUUGCAGACGAGUCUGCACUUGAUGGAGAACUGGGGAAGAGGUUAAAUCAAAUGAUCCCUGUGCCACAUGUCCCUCGAAUUAAUGGGGAAAUACCUUCAAUGGAUGAAGCAACUUCAGAUCAUCAAAGACUACUAGAUAGAUUGCAGUUGUAUGAUUUGGUUGAGCGCAAGGUCCAGGGGGAUGGCAAUUGUCAGUUUCGUGCUUUGUCAGAUCAAUUCUAUCGCACCCCAGAACACCACAAGUUUGUGAGGCAACAGGUUGUCACUCAGCUCAAGUCAGAUUCAGAGGUUUACGAGGGAUAUGUGCCCAUGGAGUAUGGUGAAUAUUUAAACAAGAUGUCAAAGAGUGGUGAAUGGGGAGAUCAUGUCACCUUGCAGGCAGCUGCUGACUCGUAUGGUGUUAAGAUAUUCCUCAUAACUUCUUUCAAGGACACCUGUUAUAUGGAGAUUAUUCCGAAGGUUCAGAAGUCAAAGCGAGUCAUCUUCCUUAGCUUCUGGGCAGAAGUGCACUACAAUUCAAUCUAUCCGCAAGGAGAGUUGCCGCCGCCCUGGGAGAUGAAAAAGAAGAAAAGAUGGUGGCUUUUCAGAAACAAUUGAGGAGGCCGGUUUUAUAUUGAUGCUUUUUAACUUCUAAUUUAUCUGUAUAUAUGGGUCUAGAGCAGCAAUGCAAGCAGCGCAUUUUAUUUGCAAUAAUCUCUUAUUCUUUCUUUGUAUUUCUGUGUUUGCGGCCCUGGAGAAUAUUGUGCAGGUGAUGAGAAUUAGCCUGGAACAUAAACAUAAUCAUUAACAUAUAUAUAAAGUCUGGCAUGCUUUUUGAUUUCGCAUGCCAUUGCGGUUUCAUUUUC
This is a messenger RNA of Chenopodium quinoa (quinoa), 2453 nucleotides long. Its product is annotated as OTU domain-containing protein 5-like. The coding region runs from base 1165 to 2205 and encodes 346 amino acids. Gene Ontology annotation, biological process: protein deubiquitination. The record is from RefSeq and is a predicted model, not a curated record. The transcript has 11 exons. NCBI's taxonomy places the organism in Eukaryota, Viridiplantae, Streptophyta, Magnoliopsida, Caryophyllales, Amaranthaceae. Gene Ontology annotation, molecular function: cysteine-type deubiquitinase activity.